Epithele typhae is the source of this 1983-nucleotide messenger RNA. RefSeq lists its product as uncharacterized. Gene Ontology annotation, molecular function: protein binding. Bases 1 to 1983 code for a protein of 660 amino acids. The record is from RefSeq and is a predicted model, not a curated record. Lineage: Eukaryota; Fungi; Basidiomycota; Agaricomycetes; Polyporales; Epitheliaceae. The transcript has 10 exons.
AUGCCGAUGGAAAUCCUCUACGAGAUCUUGGCGCUGCUGCACCCGAGAGACCUCCUCAGCCUCGCGCGUGCAAACAAGGACUUUCGAGCGACGGUGCUCGCUCGAAACAUGGAGAAGACGUGGCGCAACGCUCGGCUCUGCCAAACGGGUCUCCCUGCACCUCCGUCGCAUAUGAGCGAGCCGGCGUUCGCUGACCUCCUUUUUUCUCCUCAUUGCCAUAACUGUUUCAAAAAUGGGGAGUUCACUAUCUUUUGCGAGUUCUUCGUGCGGUAUUGUGGUAUCUGCAGGCCUGCCAUGCUCGUUUCCCCGGAGAAAGCUCUUCUCGACUUUCCAAAACUAGCAGACAGACAAGGGCGGGUCUAUGGCACUCUUGAGCAGAUGGCGCCCACCUGCACAACACAGUGGAAGAAAGGCUUCUCGCAGAGUCGUGUGUACCACAAGCCAGAGGUGGAUUCUCUUCGCGAGAAGUUGAGCCGGCUUCAGACUCUCAAGGACAAGAAGACAUUCACCGCAGAGCGGCAAGCAUACGUUCAGCAGCGCGCUCAGGAAAGACAACAGAAGUUAAUCGAUGCAAUUCGUGGUAAACUGUCUGCAGAGGGUUGGGUGGAAGAGAUCGAUUGCAUGUCCAAUGCUCAAUGGUUGCAGCUCUGCCAGCUGGACGAGGUCAAGACGGCCAAAGAAGUCGGCCCGAAAGUGUGGAAAAGGAUUCGCGAGCCUUGCUUGAAGUUCAUAGAUGAUAUUCGCUUUGUGAGAAUGGUCCGCGAGAACGGGGGACUGAAGCAGCGGAGGGUGGACUGCCUGAUGACGGCGCUCAAAGACCUCCGGCGCACACGACAAGUUCGCGGCGCAGGCUUUCAGCUCAGUGGCCGCUUCGGUGACCUCUUCAAGCAUCCAGACGUGCGCAAGGCCAUCCUCGACGUCGAGACCCACAAAACGCUCGAAGACCUCACAGUGGAACUGAAUAACAUCCUGCCCGCCAUCGAAGCCGAGUGGGCGACGCAACUGACUGCGACCUACACUGGCCUAUUUCGUCGCCGGUUGAAGGGUACUGCAGCGGCUUCUGCAGAGAACCCAUUCGAACUCGCGCUCGCGACAUUCGAAUGCACUAGCUCCUAUUGCGACGGAUUGCGCUGGCCCCAGAUAGUCGACCAUUCGCACUGCAAGGAACGUAUCGAGGUCGAUCGCACAGCCGGAGCCGUCAAUGCGGCCUACGCACGCCACGCCCAAGCCUACCUCUCCCGAAGGCACUACGAGAUCGAUGAACAGUCCUUCGACGGCAGAGGAGUGUACAUCAACCGCGACGGCCUGCGCGCCGCGCGCACGAUCAUCGCCGCGUGCGGCUUCGACCCAGACUCGGCGACGCACGCGGACCUGGACGCGUCCAGGGCGCGCCUGCGCUGCCGCCUGUGCGCGCACAUCGUCAAGCAGGAGGUGUUCACCUGGCGAGGUGCGAUCUUCCACGACAAGCGCCACCAUCGCGAGCCGAAUCUCCCGCGUGGACCGGAGAUUGAGCAUUGGGACCGCGUCGGCGAGGACCAUGCCGCGAAAGCACGUGAGUGCGAGGAUGCGCACCGCGCGGCUGCGCUCGCCCGAGAUGACAGCAGUGCUGUCACGGCGGAGUGUCUGUGGUGCGGCAUGACAGGCGUGCGCGGGCGGUGGGGUGUGAAGACGCACUGUGCAAGGGAGCACGGCGUGGAGAACGCUCAAGUCGACUCCGAUUACUCUCUGGAGUGGACCUGGAUGCGCACAGGAAGCAUCACCAUGUUCUCGGACAUAUUGUGUGAGAACGAGGGGGCCCUCACAGCGGCAAGGAGGGGACAGGGUUCUUCGUCGCGGGCGCAACAGCGUAGGAACGUAUCGGUACAGUAUGAGACGUGCAAUCAUACAUGUGCGCACUUGGUCUCGCGAAACUCCGUGUCUCUACGCAUUUCACUACCAUCCGUCUGGACCAUCCGUGUGGCUCGUGUCGACUUUGUGAGCUGA